AUAAAAUGCUGCUGGAGCAGAGCCUACAAUUAAACUAUCCUCUGGAACAGGAGUGAUCCAUUAAACGAGGAAAAAAUAGCCGUUUGAAGGAUGAGGGUGCUAUUCACAACUCUUAUCGCCGCAGCAGUCAUUAUGACAGCAAAUUCAUGGCCAUUAGAGCAUGAACAACUACCUGCUGCAUAUGAGUAUUAUCUGCAGCAAUUGAUGAGUGACAGGAAUGAAGAGAUUUCUAAUACUUUUGCUGCAGAACUGCAGGUGAACAAAAAUUACGGCGACAGUCUCCAAACUCAGUACACCCUUCCCGUUGAAUCUCUCACAGUAGUGUUCAGGAACCCUGAGUCUGGUCGAGUGGGGCUGACUCUGGUCACCGACAACGGCGACUUUGUCCUCCGUGUUGCUCUUCGGGUUAACUACAGAGGCUCUACAAAAGCCUUGUUUAUUAACACACGAAAGAAUAACGUCUGGGGAUCGAUAGUACCAUUCCGAAACUUCCCAUUUCCAACAGGUUCUGUGUCUACGACGAUUUCUAUGACGGUUACUGUUAAAGAUAGUAAGUUUGUCAUAACUGCCAACGAAAUUAAGAUAGCCGACUUUCCAUACCGUGGAUCUCUGACCUACAACAAAGUGGCCAAAAUCUUGUGGGGUGCCAAUGAAGGCACAGCCACAAAGAAAUCAAAGUUGGAGAAGAUCUCAAUCUCGUUUCCUUAA
Molecule: messenger RNA, 708 nt
Organism: Geodia barretti
Lineage: Eukaryota; Metazoa; Porifera; Demospongiae; Tetractinellida; Geodiidae
Source: the annotation of a GenBank genome assembly